Messenger RNA from Gopherus flavomarginatus (Mexican gopher tortoise), 914 nucleotides. Its product is annotated as 60S ribosomal protein L12-like. The transcript has 2 exons. Gene Ontology annotation, molecular function: structural constituent of ribosome; large ribosomal subunit rRNA binding. The coding region runs from base 1 to 834 and encodes 277 amino acids. Gene Ontology annotation, cellular component: ribosome; cytosolic large ribosomal subunit. The record is from RefSeq and is a predicted model, not a curated record. Lineage: Eukaryota; Metazoa; Chordata; Testudines; Testudinidae. Gene Ontology annotation, biological process: translation.
AUGGGGGAACCCCCGGGGCGGGGCCCUCAGCGAGCAGCUGCUGCCGGGCGCCGGUCGAGCUCGGCAGGGGGCAGGCGAGGGAAGCCGGAGCCCCGCCCCCCGGCGGAGCCCCGCCCCCAAGCCAAGCGCGGCUCCGUCCCCUCCCUCCGCCCCGCCCCUCUCACGUGGCGGCAGGUUCGCUGGCUGCGGCCCCGGCUCGGAGUCUGCGCGGUGCUGGAGCUGCGAGCCGGGCGCGGAGGCCGGGCCCAGGCAGCUGCACGGGUGAGCGGGGCGCUGUGGGUGUGGGGGGAGCCCGGGGGCGCUGUGCACGGCGGGGGAGCUCUACAGAACGUGCGACCUGUUUGUGGGAAUCUGGAAGUUUGUCUCCAAGUCGUGUUCCUGAGAUGCACUGGUGGGGAGGUCGGUGCCACUUCUGCUCUGGCACCUAAAAUUGGCCAUUUGGGUUUGUCUCCCAAAAAGGUUGGUGAUGACAUUGCCAAGGCAAUAGGUGACUGGAAGGGGCUGAGGAUCACCGUGAAACUCACUGUCCAGAACAGGCAAGCUCAGAUUGAGGUUGUCCCUUCUGCCUCUGCCCUGCUCAUCAAAGCCCUCAAGGAGCCUCCUCGUGACAAGAAGAAGCAGAAGAACACUAAAUACAGUGGCAGUGUCAGCUUUGAUGAGAUAGUAAACAUUGCAUGCCAGAUGAGGCACAGGUCCUUGGCACGGAAGCUCUUUGGAACCAUUAAGGAGAUUCUAGGAACUGCUCAGUCUGUUGGCUGCAAUAUUGAUGGCAGACAGCCUCAUGAUGUCAUCGAUGACAUCAACAGUGGCACAAUAGAGUGCCCAGCUAGCUAAUAUAGAAGCCAAGAACUCACUCAUUAACACAAAAGUUAAUUAAGAUUUUUUGUAACAAUUACGAAACCUCAAUAAAACCU